This is a messenger RNA of Pochonia chlamydosporia 170, 1386 nucleotides long. RefSeq names its product cactin. Gene Ontology annotation, cellular component: cytoplasm; spliceosomal complex. Gene Ontology annotation, biological process: mRNA cis splicing, via spliceosome. The coding region runs from base 1 to 1386 and encodes 461 amino acids. Lineage: Eukaryota; Fungi; Ascomycota; Sordariomycetes; Hypocreales; Clavicipitaceae. Gene Ontology annotation, molecular function: protein binding. The record is from RefSeq and is a predicted model, not a curated record. The transcript has 3 exons.
AUGGACCCUAGUCGCCGGGCGAUGAUUGACGGCCGACGGUCUCCAACUCGCCGCGAUGCUACAUCUGCCCGUGUCGACCCGAACAACCGAAUCUCCAAGCCCAGCAAGCCGGGGCACUCAAAGACGGCUCAAAACGCAGCCAAAUAUCUGACGGAAGAAGAGCAAUCACGGAAAUUUGUCGCCGAUGAAGACAAAUUUGUGCUGAAGCAGUCCAAGAAGAAAGCUGACAUUAGGGUUCGUGAGGGCCGUGCGAAGCCAAUCGACCGCCUCGCCUUUAAUCUGCGGUAUAUUGAUGAGGAACGAGAUGUCUUUGAUGACGACGAGGGCGAUCUCGAUAUCGAACUUGAUGCACCAGAUGCGGUUGUUGGGAACCUGAAUCUUGCUCAACUCAAGGAGCUUGAGGCGGACAUUUCUUCGUAUCAUGUCCUCGAGACAGAUCGACGAAAUCGACAAUACUGGGAAGCUCUACGAACCGUGUGUGGCGAUCUGAAAUCGAAAAUAGAUGCCAACUCUCGAGAUGGGCGCGUGGUGAACAGUGUUGUGGACGACAUAGACCGCAUUCUAAAGCCCAAAUCGUAUAAUCAGCUGGAAGCACUAGAGAAGCAGAUCAAGACCAAGUUGCGAUCUGAUGAGGACAUCGAUACCGACUACUGGGAACAGUUGUUGCGCCACCUUUUGGUUUGGAAGUCCAAGGCUACUCUGACGCGGAUAUAUGAUGAUAUCAAAGAAAAGAGGGCCGCGAUGCUGAAAACUCGAGGGGCCGCCCCAACAAAAAGAGCACAGGAUGCAGCGACAGCAUCGAAUGGUGCUGUUACUUCGGGGUUAGCCCCAUCAGCUCAAGCUGUUGGGAAUGAAGACGCGUCCAACAUCACCAAUGCGCUCUACGACCGAGAAGCCGCGCGAGGCAUCUCUGAAAACGAGGAGAUUUUCACUGCAGAAGCUGAAGUGCCUACUGGUUCUAAGCCACAAUGGGCGGACACGUACAAGGCACGCAAACCGAGGUAUUUCAACAGGGUUCAGAUGGGGUAUGAAUGGAACAAGUACAACCAGACCCACUACGAUCAUGACAAUCCGCCCCCGAAAGUUGUGCAGGGCUACAAGUUUAACAUCUUUUACCCUGAUCUUAUUGACAAGACGAAGGCGCCAACUUUCAAGAUUCUUCGAGAGCAUGGAAGGAGGAGGGGUGAGUCGUUUGCGGCAGCUGGCGAAGAAGACACAUGUCUUAUUCGGUUUAUCGCUGGACCGCCGUAUGAAGAUAUUGCCUUUCGAAUAGUGGAUCGGGAGUGGGAUUACAGCGCCAAGAGGGAACGAGGCUUCAAGAGUUCUUUCGAAAAGGGAAUAUUGCAGCUCCAUUUUCAGUUCAAAAAGAUCUUCUAUCGCAAGUAA